AUGACGGCGGAGAAGGCGCUGCCUCUGGGCAAUGGGAAGGCUGCCGAGGAGGCGCGGGAGUCUGAGGCGCUGGGAAGCGGCGGCGGCGGCAGCGGGGGCGCGGCGUCCGCGCGGGAUCCGCGCGACAAGCGCGACAAGGCGGUCCACGAGCGUGGCCACUGGAACAACAAGGUGGAGUUCGUGCUGAGCGUGGCUGGGGAGAUCAUAGGGCUGGGCAACGUGUGGCGCUUCCCUUACCUGUGCUACAAGAACGGAGGAGGGGCGUUCCUGAUUCCCUACGUGGUGUUUUUUAUUUGCUGUGGAAUUCCUGUUUUUUUCUUGGAAACAGCUCUGGGACAGUUCACUAGUGAAGGUGGCAUUACAUGUUGGAGGAAAAUUUGCCCUUUAUUUGAAGGCAUUGGCUACGCAACACAGGUGAUUGAGGCCCAUCUAAACGUGUACUACAUUAUCAUCCUGGCAUGGGCCAUUUUCUACCUGAGCAACUGCUUCACUACAGAGCUUCCCUGGGCCACCUGUGGGCACGAAUGGAACACAGAGAAUUGUGUGGAGUUCCAGAAACUGAACAUGAGCAACCACAGUCAUGUGUCCCUGCAGAAUGCCACAUCUCCCGUCAUGGAGUUUUGGGAGCGCCGGGUCUUGGCCAUCUCAGAUGGGAUUGAGCACAUUGGGAACCUCCGCUGGGAGCUGGCCUUGUGUCUCCUGGCAGCCUGGACCAUCUGUUACUUCUGCAUCUGGAAGGGGACCAAGUCCACAGGGAAGGUUGUGUAUGUCACUGCAACAUUUCCAUAUGUCAUGCUUCUGAUCCUCCUGAUCCGAGGGGUCACGUUGCCCGGGGCCUCCGAAGGCAUCAAGUUCUACCUGUACCCCGACCUCUCCCGGCUCUCCGACCCACAGGUCUGGGUAGAUGCUGGGACGCAAAUCUUUUUCUCCUAUGCCAUCUGCCUGGGUUGUCUGACUGCUCUGGGAAGUUACAACAAUUAUAACAACAACUGCUACAGGGACUGCAUCAUGCUUUGUUGCCUCAACAGUGGCACCAGCUUCGUGGCUGGCUUUGCCAUCUUCUCAGUCCUGGGCUUCAUGGCAUACGAGCAGGGGGUGCCCAUUGCCGAGGUGGCAGAGUCAGGCCCUGGCCUGGCCUUUAUCGCUUACCCCAAGGCUGUCACCAUGAUGCCUCUCUCCCCACUGUGGGCCACUUUGUUCUUCAUGAUGCUCAUCUUCCUGGGCCUGGACAGCCAGUUUGUGUGCGUGGAAAGCCUCGUGACCGCUGUGGUAGACAUGUACCCCAAGGUCUUCCGGAGGGGUUACCGGCGGGAGCUGCUCAUCCUGGCCCUGUCCAUCGUCUCCUAUUUUCUGGGCCUUGUGAUGCUCACAGAGGGUGGCAUGUACAUCUUCCAGCUCUUCGACUCCUACGCCGCCAGCGGGAUGUGCCUUCUCUUUGUGGCCAUCUUCGAGUGUGUCUGCAUCGGCUGGGUGUAUGGAAGCAAUCGCUUCUACGAUAACAUCGAAGACAUGAUUGGCUACCGGCCAUUGUCGCUCAUUAAAUGGUGCUGGAAGGUUGUGACCCCCGGGAUCUGCGCGGGCAUCUUUAUCUUCUUCCUGGUCAAGUACAAGCCUCUUAAGUACAACAACAUCUAUACCUACCCCACCUGGGGCUACAGCAUCGGCUGGCUCAUGGCCCUGUCUUCCAUGCUCUGCAUCCCACUCUGGAUCUUCAUCAAGCUAUGGAAGACAGAGGGGACGCUGCCUGAGAAAUUCCGGAAGUUGACCAUCCCCAGCGCUGAUCUGAAAAUGCGGGGCAAGCUUGGGGCAGGCCCACGGACGGUGAUGGUUAAUGACUGUGACGCCAAACUCAAGGGCGAUGGGACCAUUGCAGCCAUCACAGAGAAGGAGACACACUUCUGAGCCACACCUGCCACCUCGGAUGCCUCUCCUUUCUUCCCUCCCCCGACCCCAUGUGUAUAAAUGAAUACCUGAGACACGUACUUCACCUAAUGAUAGAGGCUUGCUUGUUUUGCACAGGAUUUAUUAACAAGUUAAUUUUAAGGUGGCCAUGUACACUCUGGUUUAAAGUCCCAUUCCCCUCCUUGCCCCCAGUUAUCAUGUAAGUAACAUUAUGAAGAGAUAAUACUGUACAGGGACUAGCAGAGUCUUCCGUGGUAGGAUGGUUUUAACCAAUGUUUUCUAGGGGUUAGGGAGAAGUUGUAUCAUAUGGUCAAACUUUUAUACUUGGACUGUGGGGCAGGUGGGGUGGGAGUGAUGCCUGAUCUCUGUCAGCCUUUUAGCUGACCUGUCCAUGUCCCAUGUUCCUCCCUGACCAUUACAGCUGCCCCUCUUCAUGCCCCCAGGGACAGCUUUGCCUUCAAACCCUGCCGUUGCCAUCCCCAACCUCUUAGCAGUGGGUUUGCAGACAGCAAGGCUGUGUCAGAGAAGAGAAAGUGAUCUUUCUGCCCUGAUCCCACUAAGUGACCUUGGGUGCUCCCAUCCCUUCCCUGGGCCUCAGUUUUCCCAUUUCCUAAGUGGGGAGGACCAAAUCAAGUGAUCUCUGAGGUCCUUCCUGACCUGGCCAGGUCUCUUGGGGAUUCGCUUGUUAUGUCUUGCUGGCUGUCAGGCCUGACCUUGACCUUGACCUUUAAGUGUUCUGAAGGCUCCCCCCUGCUUAUUUAAAAUCAAGUUUUUCAUGGAAAUGAUGUGGCAUUUUCCCCUUACACUCUAGGUUGAUGCAUCUGUGAGUGGUUCCAUUCUCUGGAGUCUGGCCAGGUCCUCAGCCCCCGUGACAAGGCUCCUCCUGUCCUGUCCAUCUGCUCUCCCUGUCAUGUCUGCCUCUCCAUCUUCAUGGGGCUGACUGGAGUCACCUGCAUGCUGGUUUUCGGGGUCAGGAAGCAGCUGCUAUUCCCUUGCAGCUGUCUGUCCUGCCGUUGCUGCUGCCUCAAUCAGGAUCUGUGUCUAGUACCUUCUACCAGCUUUCCAAGGGAGAGAACCCCAUUAAGGCCUAGAGCCUGGUUUUGUCCUCUGGCCCCUUCAUCUGCCUGCCACUUCCUCUCUCUCUUAUAUCCUCUGCCCUCUUCUCUCUCCUGCUUUCCUGCUACCUCUUAGUCUUCCCCAUCCUCCUCCUUAUCACCAGCGGAACCUUCUCUCCCUACCCAUUUUUGGGGAGCUAUCCUACAUGCAUCUCUCACCCGGAGGGGCUGAGAAGCCUCAGCCCUUAUCCUGGAGGAGAGAACUGGGCUUCCACCUCUCCCUCUGUGCAGGCCUGGGGUUGGUGGGGGUGAGGCCAGUGCUGCCUCAGACCUCUCUGCCUGACUUCUCUAACUGGAUUUCCUUGGCCUUUUGUCUUGGAUUCUGAGUUAUUUGGGAACUAGGACGGUACAAUCUUCAUCCUUUUCCUUUAUGUCUCCAGUUUUAUUUGGUGGAAACCAGAGCUUACUCUAAACCAAGGCCUUAGUUUCCUAUAGGGAACCCACAUGUUUGAUUCAUCUGAAGCUUUCCAAACAGCUUCUCUGGUCUGGCCAGCCCCCAUCUGAAGCCUGAGUUUGUUAGAAGGGAUGCCCAGUGCCCUCUCUGAGGUAGGCUGGGAUACCUGCUUCUGGGCCCCCUUUUGCACACACUGUCCAGGACUACCUGGCUCUCCCUGAGCUAUCGAAUCUGGUGGACCCAGGAAGUGGACCCAGGAGGAUCGGGCCUCAUGCUGAGCCUUCUGCUGUGUCUGUCCUCGUCUACUCUCUCCCACCAGGUGCCGGGGAGAGAGAGUCCCCACUGCUGCUGCUACUGGUUCUCCACCUACAGCUCUGAAGCCUCACUAGGGAUGGGAUGCACUGCACUGUACCUGUGGCACUUAACAUUUCACUCACUUAACACUACUCAUGGGGCAGGGUGGAGGGAGGGCUUUUACUCUUUGUUUUUUGUAAUUUCCUACUAGUAUUUGGGCAACUUGGGGCAGGGCGGGGAGGGAAACAUGGGGGCAGGGGAAAUGUCAUUGUGGUGACUUUUUUGAUAUUCAUUAGAAACAAUACAUCCUUUCUGAGAUAUUUACAGAAUUAUUAAAAAAUGAAAAAGGUUGUACUGUUUUACAUAAUGAACGUUUUUAUUGGGUAUUCAAAGGGCACACGAUUGUCUGCUUACUCAUUUUUAAAAAUUAAAGGAAUGAACAAACUGUG
This is a messenger RNA of Neogale vison (American mink), 4154 nucleotides long. It is a transcript of the gene SLC6A11, whose product is annotated as solute carrier family 6 member 11. Gene Ontology annotation, cellular component: plasma membrane. The transcript has 14 exons. The coding region runs from base 1 to 1902 and encodes 633 amino acids. Gene Ontology annotation, biological process: sodium ion transmembrane transport; neurotransmitter transport. Gene Ontology annotation, molecular function: gamma-aminobutyric acid:sodium:chloride symporter activity. The record is from RefSeq and is a predicted model, not a curated record. Lineage: Eukaryota; Metazoa; Chordata; Mammalia; Carnivora; Mustelidae.